AUAGCUGCCAGGCACACACCUGGAGGGCAUCACAUGGCUGGUCUGGUGAGAGGCUUUCUGUCUUUGGAAAUGAGGGGGUGAAUUAAGGUCUUUACCUUCUCUAGCCUGUCUGAGCUCUGCUUUCCAGGGGAACCUAAAUGAGAGGUUUUCUAACCUUUUAAAGAAAAAAAAAAUGUGACUGUUUAUCCAAACAAUUACGAUGUGUAUUGUUACCAGUUUUCCAAGAUUUUUUAUAUUGUUAUUCAUCUGUGAUUCCUCAAAUCAAAGUUCCUUUCCACAUAACUCAGGGUAUCAUUCUUGUUUAUGUUUUCCUUUAUGUUAAUGUUUGUUUCCUGUUUAAGCUUCAGAGAAGAUGCAGCAGAAAGAAAUAAAUAUGUAGUAGAGAAAUUUGGAAGUGAUGAAGGAAUACAGGUGAAAGCCAUCGAGUUCAUGCAGCAGCUAGUAGUAACUUAGCUGACAACAGACCCUUUUGGCAGGAGCCCAUUGCUUUACUCCUUUUGCUAUAUAAUGAGUUCCUUGGUCCGAAGUUGGUUGUGAUACCAUGAUGGUGAAUAAGGAAUCCAGUCAAGUCCACAUUUGGUGAUGCUGGAGAAGUGUGGUGGGCAAAGAAGAUAAAUUUAAAUCCAGAGUGAGUUAUCUAUUACAAGGAGGACAAAUCUGUUGCCUGAAGCAUUUCAGGGUCUGCUUUUUCAUCAAGUUUCUGUAGGGGUUGUAUAAAACGAAAGUUACUUCACCUAUAUCCACCAACUGGUAGGGGAGAGGCAAAAUGCUAGUGGGACUCACAGCCUGGAUGUGCUGAUCUGACCCAUUCAGUCACCUGUGAUGUCGAAAGGCUACCAGCCAGGUCCGAGUGAGGCCAGGCUGUGGGGCCAGCAGCUGGGCUCCUGAGCUGUGCUGCUGCAGAUCCAGUGAUGUGCAGUGUGUUUUGUCAAGACAGAGUGCUUCCUCUCCAGUCUACUGUCUAGUAUCUUGUGCACUGAGUUUUUAGGUUUUAAUGACCGUAGUCCUGAUUUACAUACUUUGCAGUUGAUUUUUUUUUAGCCAUCUUUUAAUUCUGCCUUUUCAAUUUAUACUUUCUUAUUUUUUAAUUAGCUUUUUUAAAAAGCACCCUAAAUAUACUGAUUUUUGUUGGUUUUAAAAAUCACCUUAAAUAUAUUUUGUUGGGAUUAUUUUAGUGUCUUAAGUAUACUUUGUUAGGAUUUUUUAGCAUCUAAAUAUACCUAUUUGUUGGACUGAUUAACUUCAUCUGAAGUGAAUUUGUGAUCUAAUGUCUGAUAUUGUUAGUUGCAUUUAUUUCUUCAUGUACUUUAGAACUUUGGUUAAAUGACAUGUUUUGAAUGAGGUUUUAAAAACUUUUCACUCAUUCAGUCAUUUUUCGCCUCUUUCUCCCUCUCUGCACACUCUCCCCUGUGUAGCCUCAUUCUGCUUGUCUCUGUCUGGCUUCCAUGGAGCCUGGGUGCAGAACUAGCUUUCACAGUGGGGGCUUAGUUACCUGGGCAUUCAUGGCUGCUUCACGCAGUGCCUGGUCCUGCCUGACAGGUGUCCUCCAUCCUCCCUAGACCGCCACUCCAUAGGAGGCAAGGAUGCUGCGAGCCUUCCUUCAGGCAUGGAGGGGUAGGGCUCUAGUCAGCACCUUCCAUCCCACCUUCCAGCAAGGGUGCUAGUUUCUCACUCUGUCGUUUGUGCCUCUGUUUAGCCCCCAACCCUUCUAAGACCCAAACCUACAGUUUCAUUGCCUGUUUUUGGACCCUAGCAUAGGAGGGGCUGGCUGCUCAUGGUUUUGUCCUCGGGGUCUUGCCUCUUUGUGUUUCUGUCUCGUAUCGAUUUCAUAGAAAUGUUUAUUUUGUGUGUGUGCUUGCCUGUAUCCUUUUCCUUUUUUCUUUUUAUGUUUCCCCUCUCAUUGCUGUAUGUUUGGAGUAAAGAGAAUCCAUCCAAAAGUGAAUUUACCGUGCCAUCUUAACUGGAAGUCACAUGGGCAGAGAGUUUAAAGGAAAGAAAGAUACUUGGUUUUACAUAGUACUGAAAGCUAACCACAAGAACGCUUCCUAUGUGAGCUCAGUGACCCAUAGCAUAUAGUUACUUAAACUCCGUCUGAGGCUUGCAGGCCCCAAAAGAUGAGUGGGAUUAGGCAGGUGGGAUUUAUUAGGGUGCUAUGGUUCUCUACAAAGGUUUCACCUUCUAUUUUUCAUUUUGGUGGUAAUUUUUUAAAAAUUCAUAAUUCCACACACCUAAAUGCCUGCAAUUCUAACUAAGUAAUGUCUUAAAAUUUCAGUGCCUGGAGUUGUGUUUGUAUUGGUGCCAAGGAGCACUGCUUUAAAUAUAGGGAGAUAUUAUAAAAGAACAGAGGUGAAAAUGUAAAUAACGUGUUUGAGCUAAGAGAUUGCCGUUGCACAGUGGUUCUGAAGAGGAAAGUGAUGCGUGAAUUAAGCUGUCUCCCUGCAUGUGUUAGUAUUGGCCAGUCAACAGAACCUGCCUGUCGGUACCAAGCCCUACAUGGUUAGUCCAAAGUGAGUUUCAAUGACUGCAUCAUUGAUCACGCUGAAUUAAUUUUGUCAAUUUAAAUUUUACUCAUUUUGUAGAUUUGUUGGUAUUUAAUUUGUAUAUUUUUUAUAUUGUGGUUGUGUAAGAGUUACAAGCAUAAAGGUUUUACUGGUUUAUGUUUGUUAAUAUUUAACUAAUAAGAAGAAUGACUUUAGAUAAUACUGGGAGCUCUCAACAGUUUUUAAGUUUGAGAACCAUGGGUCAAAUGGUAAUUUAACUCUUGCUGUUGGUUGCAGCAAGCACCUUGCAUUUGAUUUUGAUGUCUUUAGCUCACUCCUGCUCAUGCUUCCUGACCUGCUUAGCUCAGGAUCGUUUCUCUCUGGGGACUCUGACACCUCCAUGCCGGGCUGGUGCCCCUUCCUCAUGCUGCCUGCAGCCCCCUGUGUUUCCUUCUCUCCCAGCCCUUCCCACAGUGUAAUCUGUGUAUGGGUCCCAAUUUCCUCAUUAGCCAUAAGUUGCUUGAGAGUGGGGAACACUGUCAUCUUUUUAUUUGCAGUGAUUUUCAGAGCUCUUGUCAUAAAAUAGGCUCCUAAUAAAUGUAUGGGUUUCCUUGUUUUUGUUUAGGUAGUAAUAAAUUACCUGUAGAAUCAAGGAGAGAAAGAGGCAGAAAUAACUUGGAGCCAAGUCACAAGGCAAGAAGAAGCUUCCUAAUAUUUUAAUAACUAAUGUGUUCCUCAGCUCACUUUCUAACUGGUCUAACCAAAACCCAAGUCUUACUGUCAGAUUUAAUGUGUGCCGACCAUUUCCUUCAGUGCUGGACAGGCUGCUGUGAAGGGACAUCACCUUUUCGCUUUUUCCAAGAUGGCUCAAGAUUCAGUAGAUCUUUCUUGUGAUUAUCAGUUUUGGAUGCAGAAGCUUUCUGUAUGGGAUCAGGCUUCCACUUUGGAAACCCAGCAAGACACCUGUCUUCACGUGGCUCAGUUCCAGGAGUUCCUAAGGAAGAUGUAUGAAGCCUUGAAAGAGAUGGAUUCUAAUACAGUCAUUGAAAGAUUCCCCACAAUUGGUCAACUGUUGGCAAAAGCUUGUUGGAAUCCUUUUAUUUUAGCAUAUGAUGAAAGCCAAAAAAUUCUAAUAUGGUGCUUAUGUUGUCUAAUUAACAAAGAACCACAGAAUUCUGGACAAUCAAAACUUAACUCCUGGAUACAGGGUGUAUUAUCUCAUAUACUUUCAGCACUCAGAUUUGAUAAAGAAGUUGCUCUUUUCACUCAAGGUCUUGGGUAUGCACCUAUAGAUUACUAUCCUGGUUUGCUUAAAAAUAUGGUUUUAUCAUUAGCGUCUGAACUCAGAGAGAAUCAUCUUAAUGGAUUUAACACUCAAAGGCGAAUGGCUCCCGAGCGAGUGGCGUCCCUGUCACGAGUUUGUGUCCCACUUAUUACCCUGACAGAUGUUGACCCCCUGGUGGAGGCUCUCCUCAUCUGUCAUGGACGUGAACCUCAGGAAAUCCUCCAGCCAGAGUUCUUUGAGGCUGUAAACGAGGCCAUUUUGCUGAAGAAGAUUUCUCUCCCCAUGUCAGCUGUAGUCUGCCUCUGGCUUCGGCACCUUCCCAGCCUUGAAAAAGCAAUGCUGCAUCUUUUUGAAAAGCUAAUCUCCAGUGAGAGAAAUUGUCUGAGAAGGAUCGAAUGCUUUAUAAAAGAUUCAUCGCUGCCUCAAGCAGCCUGCCACCCUGCCAUAUUCCGGGUUGUUGAUGAGAUGUUCAGGUGUGCACUCCUGGAAACCGAUGGGGCCCUGGAAAUCAUAGCCACUAUUCAGGUGUUUACGCAGUGCUUUGUAGAAGCUCUGGAGAAAGCAAGCAAGCAGCUGCGGUUUGCACUCAAGACCUACUUUCCUUACACUUCUCCAUCUCUUGCCAUGGUGCUGCUGCAAGACCCUCAAGAUAUCCCUCGGGGACACUGGCUCCAGACACUGAAGCAUAUUUCUGAACUGCUCAGAGAAGCAGUUGAAGACCAGACUCAUGGGUCCUGCGGAGGUCCCUUUGAGAGCUGGUUCCUGUUCAUUCACUUCGGAGGAUGGGCUGAGAUGGUGGCAGAGCAAUUACUGAUGUCGGCAGCCGAACCCCCCACGGCCCUGCUGUGGCUCUUGGCCUUCUACUACGGCCCCCGUGAUGGGAGGCAGCAGAGAGCACAGACUAUGGUCCAGGUGAAGGCCGUGCUGGGCCACCUCCUGGCAAUGUCCAGAAGCAGCAGCCUCUCAGCCCAGGACCUGCAGACGGUAGCAGGACAGGGCACAGACACAGACCUCAGAGCUCCUGCACAACAGCUGAUCAGGCACCUUCUCCUCAACUUCCUGCUCUGGGCUCCUGGAGGCCACACGAUCGCCUGGGAUGUCAUCACCCUGAUGGCUCACACUGCUGAGAUAACUCACGAGAUCAUUGGCUUUCUUGACCAGACCUUGUACAGAUGGAAUCGUCUUGGCAUUGAAAGCCCUAGAUCAGAAAAACUGGCCCGAGAGCUCCUUAAAGAGCUGCGAACUCAAGUCUAGAAGGCACGCAGGCCGUGUGGGUGCCCGGCGUGAGGGAUCAGGCUCGCCAGGGCCACAGGACAGGUGAUGACCUGUGGCCACGCAUUUGUGGAGUAAGUGCCCUCGCUGGGCUGUGAGAAUGAGCUGUACACAUCUUGGGACAAUCUGCUAGUAUCUAUUUUACAAAAUGCAGAGCCAGGUCCCUCAGCCCAGACUCAGUCAGACAUGUUCACUAAUGACUCAAGUGAGCCUUCGGUACUCCUGGUGCCCGCCCGGCCAGACCGUCAGCUUGAUAAUUACUAAAGCAAAGGCCUGGGUGGGAGAACAGGUUUCUAGUUUUUACCCAAGUCAAGCUGCACAUCUAUUAUUUAAAAAUUCAAAGUCUUAGAACCAAGAAUUUGGUCAUGAACCAUUAAAGAAUUUAGAGAGAACUUAGCUCUUUUUAGACUCUUUUUAGGAGUCAGGGAUCUGGGAUAAAGCCACACUGUCUUGCUGUAUGGAGAAAUUCUUCAAGGGGAGUCAGGGUCCCUCAGGCUUCCCUUGUGUCUCCCUGGACCUGCCUGACAGGCCACAGGAGCAGACAGCACACCCAAGCCCGGGCCUCCGGCACACUCUUUCCACUCUGUAUUUGCUAAAUGAUGCUAACUGCUACCAAAAGGCCCUUGGGACAUCAGAGGAGCCGGCAGGCGAAGGUAGAGGAUGUGUUCCAGAAACAUUAGAAGGCAGGAUUAAUUCAGUUAGUUAGUUCUCUUGUUAAAUGGAAAUGGGAAUUGGAAAUUCCUGAUAAAGAAUUGGCCUGGCUGGGUGCAGUGGCUCACACCUGUGAUCCCAGCACUUUGGGAGGCCAAGGCAGGGGGAUUACUUCAGCCCAGGAGUUCCAGACUGCCUGGCUAACAUGGCAAUACCCUAUCUCUACUAAAAAUACAAAAAUUAUCGGGGUGCAAUGGCAUGCAUCUGUAAUCCCAGCUAUUCAAGAGGCUGAGGCAUGAGGAUCUCUUGAACCCGGGAGGUGGGAGUUGUAGUGAGCCGAGAUCAUGACACUGCACUCCAGCCUGGGCAACAGAGCGAGACCAUCUCUUAAAAAAAGGCAUUGUUAGUGUAAUCUCAAGGUUAACAUUUAUUUCAUGUCAGUACAGGGUGCUUUUUCCUUUCAGGGACAUUCUGGAAUUGUAUUGGUUGUACAUUCUUUUGUGUCUAUUCUGUUUGUCAAGUGAGUCAAGACUUGCUUUUGUCCAUUUUGAUUUGUGUGUAUUAGUCUGAGUCUUGGCUCCGUUUUGAGGUAUGAGCAAAGUUUUGCUGGAUUAGAAGUUAACCUUUAGGGAAAUUCCUUAUUUUGGUAUGUGGCAAUGCUAAUAGAUCCACUGAAGAUCUGGAAAAUUCCAGGAACUUUUCACCUGAGCCUUUCUUCUGAGAAAUGCUGCAGUCAGAAGGGUGUGCUGGUAAAGUAUUUUGGUGGCAGCUGCCAUCAUGGUCAUUGCCUUCAUAUAACAUGCUUCGUGCUCAUGGUCAUUGCCUUCAUAUAACAUGCUUCGUGCCAUCAUGAUCCUUGCCUUCAUAUAACAAACAUGCUUCGUCAGAGGUGUUGGGGUUGAAAAAGGAGCUGCAUGCUUCACUGGAGUUGAGGGCCUCUCUCCUGUUCUGACUUUAAGCCAGAACUUGUGGCUGGGCCAUGGAAGCUGUGACUCCUCUGUGGACAUGGUGGCAGCAGGGAACCCCUAGAGAGAGGGGCCACUGGGACCAGGCCUCCUGUUGUGGAGGGACUCCUGGGACAGUCCUCCACCCUGUCCUGUGGUCCUGUGUACAGGGUUGGCCUCUUCCUCCUCCCCUGCCAGGCCUCUGCCCAUGCCCCUUCCUUCCUUCUCCUGGGACUGGUGAAGCUAGGCAUCUGGAAGACUUCUUCCUAGCCUGGAAGCCCUGACCUCGGCCCAUCUGCAGAAUCUCCCAGUUCCUUCACAGCUGCCGAGUCCUCUCACGGGUGCGGUGGAGGCGGCCUUGCCGGUGGUGCUUUCUGGGCAGCCAGGGGUUCCUGGGUGGGAGGACUGUCCCUCUGGGGACGUGGCACUGAAGUGCCUGCUGGCUUCAUGUGGCCCUUUGCCCUUUCCCAGCCUGAGAGAUGCUCAAAGGUGGGGAGCUGGGGGAGCCACCCCUCGGCCAUUCCCUCCACCUCCAAGACAGGUGGCGGCCGGGCAGGCACUCUUAAGCCCACCUCCCCCUCUUGUUGCCUUCGAUUUCGGCAAAGCCUGGGCAGGUGCCACCGGGAAGGAAUGGCAUCCGAGAUGCUGGGCGGGGACGCGGCGUGGCCGAGGGGGCCUUGACGGCGUUGGCGGGGCCUGGGCACAGGGGCAGCCGCAGGGAGGCAGGGAUGGCAAGGCGUGAAGCCACCCUGGAAGGAACUGGACCAAGGUCUUCAGAGGUGCGACAGGGUCUGGAAUCUGACCUUACUCUAGCAGGAGUUUUUGUAGACUCUCCCUGAUAGUUUAGUUUUUGAUAAAGCAUGCUGGUAAAACCACUACCCUCAGAGAGAGCCAAAAAUACAGAAGAGGCGGAGAGCGCCCCUCCAACCAGGCUGUUAUUCCCCUGGACUCCGUGACAUCUGUGGAAUUUUUUAGCUCUUUAAAAUCUGUAAUUUGUUGUCUAUUUUUUCAUUCUAAAUAAAACUUCAGUUUGCACCUAA
Homo sapiens (human) is the source of this 7672-nucleotide messenger RNA. It is a transcript of the gene FANCC, whose product is annotated as FA complementation group C. Lineage: Eukaryota; Metazoa; Chordata; Mammalia; Primates; Hominidae. The transcript has 15 exons. Gene Ontology annotation, biological process: interstrand cross-link repair. Gene Ontology annotation, cellular component: nucleus; cytoplasm; Fanconi anaemia nuclear complex. The coding region runs from base 3343 to 5019 and encodes 558 amino acids. The record is from RefSeq and is a predicted model, not a curated record.